Molecule: messenger RNA, 1140 nt
Organism: Sinocyclocheilus anshuiensis
Lineage: Eukaryota; Metazoa; Chordata; Actinopteri; Cypriniformes; Cyprinidae
Gene: tfg
Product: trafficking from ER to golgi regulator
Exons: 9
Coding region: 145-1140 (331 amino acids)
Biological process (GO): endoplasmic reticulum to Golgi vesicle-mediated transport; COPII vesicle coat assembly
Cellular component (GO): endoplasmic reticulum exit site
Molecular function (GO): identical protein binding
Source: RefSeq, a predicted model, not a curated record
AUAGCGCGCAUGCGCGGUUGUGGUUUUGCCACGUACAGGUCGCUGUGAAGCGUUUCCGAUCAUCAGUCAGUCAGGCGUCGUUCAGCUAAAGUCCAGGACACACAAGGCUGCUGCUGGGAUUGACACGUCCAAACCACCAGCAGUAUGAAUGGCCAGCUGGACUUGAGUGGGAAGCUGAUCAUUAAAGCUCAGCUGGGCGAUGAUAUCCGCCGUAUCCCAAUCCACAAUGAAGACAUCACCUAUGACGAGCUCCUGCUGAUGAUGCAGCGAGUCUUCCGUGGGCAGCUACAGAGCAGCGAUGAAGUUACCAUCAAAUAUAAGGAUGAAGAUGAUGACCAUAUCACCAUCUUUGACAGUUCUGAUUUGUCCUUUGCAAUCCAGUGCAGUAGAAUAUUGAAGCUCACUCUUUUUGUGAAUGGGCAGCCUCGGCCACUGGAGUCGUCUCAGGUGAAGCACCUGCGUAGAGAACUGAUCCAUUUGAGGAAUAAAGUCAACAGCCUGCUGGACAGCCUGGAGCCCCCCUCAGAGUCUGUCCCAGAGAGCACCAACCCAGAAACCGAAUGUGUGAAUGAGGCAGUAGAUUCAACAGUGAAGCAGGCCCCUCCAGUCAGUGCUGCUAGCAUGUCUGCAUUUGACCCCCUGAAGAACCAGGAAGUGGUCAACAAGAAUGUAAUUUCUGCAUUUGGCCUGUCUGAGGAACCUGCCCAAGCUGUAGCCGCCACCGCCGCUGCAGAGGAGCGCUCUGCAACUCCAGACAGUAUUGCCUCUUCAUCCUCUGCAGCGCCCCCUUCUGCUGUGGCUCCCCAGGCUCCUCCAGCUUACUCAGGGGUCCAACAACCUCCCUCUGCUACUAUGGAUGGUCAGAUGUAUCAGCAGUAUCAGGCUCCAGGUGGAUACCCUCCAACAGCUGGUCCCCAGCAGCAGUACGGGAUGCAGUACCCUGCUGGUUAUACUCAGGCUGGUGUUCCUCAGGCUCCGCCUCCUCAGCAGCAGUUCCAGAAUUACCCCGCCCCUACUUCUCAGGCUGCUGGUGCUCCUGGCUCCGCCCCAGGGUUUUCCGGCCAAUCACAGCCUCCUGCUCCCCAAGGACCCACCCAGUACCCGCCUGGAGCAUUUCCGCCUCAAAACUACACAUCGUGA